Branchiostoma floridae (Florida lancelet) is the source of this 6186-nucleotide messenger RNA. RefSeq names its product collagen alpha-3(VI) chain-like. The annotation marks the transcript as partial. The transcript has 36 exons. The record is from RefSeq and is a predicted model, not a curated record. Lineage: Eukaryota; Metazoa; Chordata; Leptocardii; Amphioxiformes; Branchiostomatidae.
ACAAGUCAGCAAAUUGUCGUCUCCAUCUGCAUCAGAAGAACGUACGAUACGGUCCUUCUGAACGCCAACUCCAGUGAUUCCACGGCACUUUUCCAGCAAGUUGUUCAAGGGCUGACGACUACCUUUACGAGCAGUCCGGGAAUAGCAGCCAUUCAACCUAUUGGCUUCGCACCUGGCUGUGGAGGCGUAGUUUCCACCGUGCAAUGCGCCGUUGCUCCCUUCGCCCUGCAGACUGUGUCCAACACCUUCCAGACUCUACAGGUGAACUUGGGAGUCUUGACGAUUGAUCCUGCAGUAACUACCGUUGUGUCUGCUGCCACAAGAAGAACCGUUAUUGUCACGGUGGAGCUGACUCUUACCUACAUUGUGGACUAUCAAGAUACGUCAUCAGAAGCAUAUACCAACUUGAGCGUCACUAUCGAAAAUGCGGUCCUGCAAGUCUUUGCUGCCAACCCAGCAGACAUCCAGUCGGUGGCCAUCACGUCGGUGGCCCCAGGAGCGUCGGCAACAAGCACAUCGGUGACUGUAAGUGUGGUGACUCUAGGUGCAAAUGUCAACACCACCACUCAAAUCAUCGUCAAUACCACAUCGGCGGGAGUGCAGCUUGGAAACCUGCCAAUAGUGUCAUCUACCGUCGGAGAUACUACUCCUCCCUGUAGAGCAGUAGCAGACAUCGUCUUCCUUGUGGAUGGCACCGGCAGCGUCGGCUUGGAGAACUUUGAGCGAAUGAAGACCUUCAUCAGGCAGCUCUUUGCCUACUUGGAUAUCGGAGAAAACGCCGUUCGCGUCUCUAUCGUUCAGUAUGCAGCCCAGGCGCGCACAGAAUUCUUCCUUGACCAGUACUACGACCUCCAGGAGGCGCAAGAUGCAGUGGAUGGUAUUGAGUACAUGGGCGGCUACACGCUGACAGGUAAAGCCAUCGACUUCGCCACCAAUCUGCACUUCGACCUGAGGAAGGGCGCGCGAGCCGACGUCACCAAAAUAGCCGUUGUCAUCACCGACGGCAUAUCCUAUGACGACGUCAACCGUCCUGCUAGGAGGAUGCGCCAGGCAGGAAUCGUCACCAUUGCUGUCGGUGUGGGCAAUAACCUGGACAGAGACCAACUGACAGCUAUCGCAGGAGAUGCAAAGACUCUUCUGUCUUUAGAUGAUUUCGACAGACUCCAGGACUUGACUACCUCUCUGCCCACCAUGCUUUGCGACGUUGGUACAAGUCAGCAAAUUGUCGUCUCCAUCUGCAUCAGAAGAACGUACGAUACGGUCCUUCUGAACGCCAACUCCAGUGAUUCCACUGCACUUUUCCGGCAAGUUGUUCAAGGGCUGACGACUACCUUUACGAGCAGUCCGGGAAUAGCAGCCAUUCAACCUAUUGGCUUCGCACCUGGCUGUGGAGGCGUAGUUUCCACCGUGCAAUGCGCCGUUGCUCCCUUCGCCCUGCAGACUGUGUCCAACACCUUCCAGACUCUACAGGUGAACUUGGGAGUCUUGACGAUUGAUCCUGCAGUAACUACCGUUGUGCCUGCUGCCACAAGAAGAACCGUUAUUGUCACGGUGGAGCUGACUCUUACCUACAUUGUGGACUAUCAAGAUACGUCAUCAGAAGCAUAUACAAACUUGAGCGUCACUAUCGAAAAUGUCCUGCAAGUCUUUGCUGCCAACCCAGCAGACAUCCAGUCGGUGGCCAUCACGUCGGUGGCCCCAGGAGCGUCGGCAACAAGCACAUCGGUGACUGUAAGUGUGGUGACUCUAGGUGCAAAUGUCAACACCACCACUCAAAUCAUCGUCAAUACCACAUCGGCGGGAGUGCAGCUUGGAAACCUGCCAAUAGUGUCGUCUACCGUUGGAGAUACUACUCCUCUCUGUAGAGCAGUAGCAGACAUCGUCUUCCUUGUGGAUGGCACCGGCAGCGUCGGCUUGGACAACUUUGAGCGAAUGAAGACCUUCAUCAGGCAGCUCUUUGCCUACUUGGAUAUUGGAGAAAACGCCGUUCGCGUCUCUAUCGUUCAGUAUGCAGCCCAGGCGCGCACAGAAUUCUUCCUUGACCAGUACUACGACCUCCAGGAGGCGCAAGAUGCAGUGGAUGGUAUUGAGUACAUGGGCGGCUACACGCUGACAGGUAAGGCCAUCGACUUCGCCACCAAUCUGCACUUCGACCUGAGGAAGGGCGCGCGAGCCGACGUCACCAAAAUAGCCGUUGUCAUCACCGACGGCAUAUCCUAUGACGACGUCAACCGUCCUGCUCGGAGGAUGCGCCAGGCAGGAAUCGUCACCAUUGCUGUCGGUGUGGGCAAUAACUUGGACAGAGACCAACUGACAGCUAUCGCAGGAGAUGCAAAGACUCUUCUGUCUUUAGAUGAUUUCGACAGACUCCAGGACUUGACUACCUCUCUGCCCACCAUGCUUUGCGACGUUGGUACAAGUCAGCAAAUUGUCGUCUCCAUCUGCAUCAGAAGAACGUACGAUACGGUCCUUCUGAACGCCAACUCCAGUGAUUCCACGGCACUUUUCCGGCAAGUUGUUCAAGGGCUGACGACUACCUUUACGAGCAGUCCGGGAAUAGCAGCCAUUCAACCUAUUGGCUUCGCACCUGGCUGUGGAGGCGUAGUUUCCACCGUGCAAUGCGCCGUUGCUCCCUUCGCCCUGCAGACUGUGUCCAACACCUUCCAGACUCUACAGGUGAACUUCGGAGUCUUGAGGAUUGAUCCUGCAGUAACUACCGUUGUGCCUGCUGCCACAAGAAGAACCGUUAUUGUCACGGUGGAGCUGACUCUUACCUACAUUGUGGACUAUCAAGAUACGUCAUCAGAAGCAUAUACCAACUUGAGCGUCACUAUCGAAAAUGCGGUCCUGCAAGUCUUUGCUGCCAACCCAGCAGACAUCCAGUCGGUGGCCAUCACGUCGGUGGCCCCAGGAGCGUCGGCAACAAGCACAUCGGUGACUGUAAGUGUGGUGACUCUAGGUGCAAAUGUCAACACCACCACUCAAAUCAUCGUCAAUACCACAUCGGCGGGAGUGCAGCUUGGAAACCUGCCAAUAGUGUCGUCUACCGUUGGAGAUACUACUCCUCUCUGUAGAGCAGUAGCAGACAUCGUCUUCCUUGUGGAUGGCACCGGCAGCGUCGGCUUGGACAACUUUGAGCGAAUGAAGACCUUCAUCAGGCAGCUCUUUGCCUACUUGGAUAUUGGAGAAAACGCCGUUCGCGUCUCUAUCGUUCAGUAUGCAGCCCAGGCGCGCACAGAAUUCUUCCUUGACCAGUACUACGACCUCCAGGAGGCGCAAGAUGCAGUGGAUGGUAUUGAGUACAUGGGCGGCUACACGCUGACAGGUAAGGCCAUCGACUUCGCCACCAAUCUGCACUUCGACCUGAGGAAGGGCGCGCGAGCCGACGUCACCAAAAUAGCCGUUGUCAUCACCGACGGCAUAUCCUAUGACGACGUCAACCGUCCUGCUCGGAGGAUGCGCCAGGCAGGAAUCGUCACCAUUGCUGUCGGUGUGGGCAAUAACUUGGACAGAGACCAACUGACAGCUAUCGCAGGAGAUGCAAAGACUCUUCUGUCUUUAGAUGAUUUCGACAGACUCCAGGACUUGACUACCUCUCUGCCCACCAUGCUUUGCGACGUUGGUACAAGUCAGCAAAUUGUCGUCUCCAUCUGCAUCAGAAGAACGUACGAUACGGUCCUUCUGAACGCCAACUCCAGUGAUUCCACGGCACUUUUCCGGCAAGUUGUUCAAGGGCUGACGACUACCUUUACGAGCAGCCCGGGAAUAGCAGCCAUUCAACCUAUUGGCUUCGCACCUGGCUGUGGAGGCGUAGUUUCCACCGUGCAAUGCGCCGUUGCUCCCUUCGCCCUGCAGACUGUGUCCAACACCUUCCAGACUCUACAGGUGAACUUGGGAGUCUUGACGAUUGAUCCUGCAGUAACUACCGUUGUGCCUGCUGCCACAAGAAGAACCGUUAUUGUCACGGUGGAGCUGACUCUUACCUACAUUGUGGACUAUCAAGAUACGUCAUCAGAAGCAUAUACCAACUUGAGCGUCACUAUCGAAAAUGCGGUCCUGCAAGUCUUUGCUGCCAACCCAGCAGACAUCCAGUCGGUGGCCAUCACGUCGGUGGCCCCAGGAGCGUCGGCAACAAGCACAUCGGUGACUGUAAGUGUGGUGACUCUAGGUGCAAAUGUCAACGCCACCACUCAAAUCAUCGUCAAUACCACAUCGGCGGGAGUGCAGCUUGGAAACCUGCCAAUAGUGUCGUCUACCGUCGGAGAUACUACUCCUCCCUGUAGAGCAGUAGCAGACAUCGUCUUCCUUGUGGAUGGUACCGGCAGCGUCGGCUUGGACAACUUUGAGCGAAUGAAGACCUUCAUCAGGCAGCUCUUUGCCUACUUGGAUAUCGGAGAAAACGCCGUUCGCGUCUCCAUCGUUCAGUAUGCAGCCCAGGCGCGCACAGAAUUCUUCCUUGACCAGUACUACGAUCUCCAGGAGGCGCAAGAUGCAGUGGAUGGUAUUGAUUACAUGGGCGGCUACACGCUGACGGGUAAAGCCAUCGACUUCGCCACUAAUCUGCACUUCGACCUGAGGAAGGGCGCGCGAGCCGACGUCACCAAGAUAGCCGUUGUCAUCACCGACGGCAGAUCCUAUGACGACGUCAACCGCCCUGCUCGGAGGAUGCGCCAGGCAGGAAUCGUCACCAUUGCUGUCGGUGUGGGCAAUAACUUGGACAGAGACCAGCUGACAGCUAUCGCAGGAGAUCCAAAGACUCUUCUGUCCCUGGAUGGUUUCGACAGACUUCAGGACUUGACUACUUCUCUGCCCACCAUGCUUUGCGACGUUGGAACAAGUCAGCAAAUUGUCGUCUCCAUCUGCAUCACCACGACGUACGGUACGGACCUUCUGAACGCCAACUCCAGUGACUCCACGGCACUUUUCCAGCAAGUUGUUCAAGGGUUGACCACCACCUUUACAAACAGUCCGGGGAUAGCAGCCGUUCAACCCAUUGGCUUCGCACCUGGCUGUGGAGGCGUAGUUUCGACCGUGCAAUGUUCCGUUGCUCCCUUCGCCCUGGCGACUGUGUCCGACACCUUCCAGAAUCUACAGGGGACCUUGGGAGCUUUGACCGUUGGUCCUGCAGGAGCUACCGUUGUGUCUGCUGCCACAAGAACAACCGUCAUUGUCACGGUGGAGCUGACUCUUCCCUACACCGUUGACCUUCAAGAUACGUCAUCACAAGCCUAUACCAACCUGAGCGUAACUAUUGAAAAUGCGGUCCUGCAAGUAUUUGCUGCCAACCCAGCAGACAUCCAGUCGGUGUCCAUCACGUCGGUGGCCCCAGGAGCGACCGCAACAAGCACAUCAGUGACUGUAAGUGUAGUAACGCUAGGUGCAAAUGUCGACGUCACCACCCAAAUCAUCGUCAAUACCACAGCGGCGGGAGUGCAGCUUGGAAACCUGCCUGUAGUGUCGUCUACCGUUGGAGAUACUACUCCUCCAUGUAGAGCUGUAGCAGACAUCGUCUUCCUUGUGGAUGGCACCGGCAGCGUCGGCUUGGAGAACUUCGAGCGAAUGAAGACCUUCAUCAGGCAGCUCUUUGCCUACUUGGAUAUCGGAGAAAACGCCGUUCGCGUCUCCAUCGUUCAGUAUGCAGCCCAGGCGCGCACAGAAUUCUUUCUUGACCAGUACUACGAUCUCCAGGAGGCGCAAGAUGCAGUGGAUGGUAUUGAUUACAUGGGCGGCUACACGCUGACGGGUAAGGCCAUCGACUUCGCCACUAAUCUGCACUUCGACCUGAGGAAGGGCGCGCGAGCCGACGUCACCAAGAUAGCCGUUGUCAUCACCGACGGCAUAUCCUAUGACGACGUCAACCGUCCUGCUCGGAGGAUGCGCCAGGCAGGAAUCGUCACCAUUGCUGUCGGUGUGGGCAAUAACUUGGACAGAGACCAACUGACAGCUAUCGCAGGAGAUCCAAAGACUCUUCUGUCCCUGGAUGGUUUCGACAGACUUCAGGACUUGACUACUUCUCUGCCCACCAUGAUUUGCGACGUUGGAACAAGUCAGCAAAUUGUCGUCUCCAUCUGCAUCACCACGACGUACGGUACGGACCUUCUGAACGCCAACUCCAGUGACUCCACGGCACUUUUCCAGCAAGUGGUUCAAGGGGUAAGAACCGAUCAUUUCUCAAAAGGAAAUUGA